UUUUUGCACCUGCUUCCAGUCAAAUCAGAAAGCUCCUUUUUGUGGAAGCUGAGAAGAGCUGGUCUGAAGCUCAGAGCUACUGUAGAGAGAGGUACACGGACCUGGUCACUGUUGACAGCCAGGAUGAAGCCGAGCUCUUAUUUACUGCAGAACAUUCUCUCAGUGAUGCUGCCUGGAUCGGGCUGUAUCGUGACACACAGAACUGGCAGUGGUCUAAAAGCGAUGAUGUCAUCUACACCAGCUGGAGGGCAGACCUCUUCUGUGCUUCAGUCAAUUCACAGGGAGAGUGGGAUGAUUUAGUCUGCAGUGAGAAGAAAGCUUUCAUGUGCUUCAAAGAGACCAGCAACAUCACUGAGAGGUACACCCUGAUUGAAGAGCCGAAAACCUGGACUGAAGCUCAGCAGUACUGUAGAGAACACCACACCGACCUCGUCAGUAUAAAGAGUGCCAGUGAAAAUGAAGACCUAGUAAAGAAAGCGCAGGGCAAGGCCUUCUGGAUAGGCCUGUUCAAUAACGCAUGGAAGUGGUCACGCCAGAGUUAUAACUACACAUUUCACAACUGGGACAAUGAGGAGCCAAACAAUGUGGGAGGCAGUGAGGGGUGUGUGGUGAUGGAUUACAGUGGUACAUGGAAAGACAUUAGCUGCAGCUCAAAGUUGCCCUUUAUCUGCUGUUACGCCACUGGUUCCUUUUUGAUAUACAAUACGGAUCACAAUAAAUGCGUCGAUGCCAUCAGUUCCAGCUCUGUAGUGGCUAGUCCUUGCAACCCCGAUGCCAAAUCACAGCAGUUCAGAUGGGUCUCUGAAUACAGACUGCAGAGCGUCUCAUUGGAAUUAUGUCUGGGAGUGGCGAGUAAAACCGACUGGGUUAGAAUCCUGCUCUACCCCUGUGAUGAGAAGAAUGAACUGCAGCAGUGGGAAUGCAGGGAGGAUCAUUUAUUUGCAAUCCAAGGAGCCAACCUAUUUUUCAAUUAUGGAAACACCAAUGAUGGAAAAGUCAUACUGUAUCAUGGAUCAGGACCCUGGAGCAGAUGGAGCAUAUAUGGCACGGAUGUAGGCUUGUGCUCCAGGCUCUCCCGGAGUCAUGAAGACGGUCUAUGCAGCUUUGAAGAAACUGAGAAGACCUGGCAUGACGCUCAGAGCUACUGCAGAAACCAAAGCAAAGAGCUGGUCACCAUUCAAUACCAAGCCAGGGUGAAUGAGACUUUAGACCUUCUGAAUUCAACUGGAUCCUCUGAUGUCUGGAUUGGGCUGUAUCAUGAUAAAAAGAACUGGCAGUGGUCCAAAGGAGAUGCUUUCAUCUACUACAACUGGAGAUCAGUCCAAUUCUGUGCUUCAGUCAAUUCCGAGGGAGAGUGGGAGGAUAGAGCCUGCAGUGAGAUGACCCGUUUCAUGUGCUACAGCGAGACCAGCAACAUCACUGCGAGAUACACCCUGAUUGAAGAACUGAAAACUUGGACUGAAGCUCAGCAGUACUGUAGAGAACACCACACCGACCUCGUCAGCAUAAAGAGUGCCAGUGAAAAUGAAGACCUAGCGAAGAAAGUGCAGGGCAAGACCUUCUGGAUAGGCCUGUUCAAUGACCCGUGGAAGUGGUCACACCAGGGGGAUAACUACACAUUUCACAACUGGGCUAAUGAACAACCCAACAAUAUGGGAGGCAAUGAGAAAUGUGUGAUUAUAGGUGUAAGGGAUGGAGCAAGUCAAUCCAGAGGGGAAUGGCAUGAUAAGGAUUGCAGCUUGAAGCUCCCCUUCUUCUGCUUUGAUGUUCUAAAUGCCACAAGCCCCCCUUCAACACUGACCUCUGAAGAUUCAGGACCCUCAAGCCCACCUUCAACCCCGGUCUCUCAAGAUACAACCCCCUCAGACCCACCUUCUGCACCAGCGUCUAAAGAUAACAUGGCAAUCAGAAGGGUCAAACUUACUGCACCUAAAGGAAUGAAUCUUGAAGACCCAAAAGUGAGCGAAGCCAUUUUAGAGCAGAUUCAGGAACAUUUCUCCAAGAAGUUUCCGAUGGACGGUGUUAAGAUGCGCUGGAGAAAACAAGACGGAGAGAUUUUCCACAAGGAUGUGGAAGAGGAGGAUGAGGAGGAGGAGGAGAAGGAGGAGAAGUGCUCUGAUCCGUGAGAGCACAGGCAUCGCAAGUGGGGGUUCAGGGCAUUUUGCCAUUGAUCUCUAUUAUAAACAAAUUCUAGUCAAAGGCUUUUGACUGUUUUGAUUUUAAUACUUAAGUAACUAUACAUAAUAGAAUCAGGGUUUCAAAUAAAUAUAAUUGGGAAGUUCAGAAAUGUUUAAAUCUGCAUUAAGAUUAAUAUAAUACUAAAGAGAUUAAACAGAUCUACAUGAAUAGUAGGGUCUGCAAACACUAGACUGCCAAAUGAAUUGCUUCAUUUCUGAAUGUUUUGACUUGUUUAAGGCUGCUGUAAUAAGUAAUAAAGUGAGGUUUUGUAAUAUCGAAAACCCAGGACCAAUGACACCAAGCAAACACUGUUUAAUUUUAAACUGCUCCAGUGAUAAUGUGCUUGUAUGAAUUAAUUUGUGAUAGAAAACUGCCCAUUCAAAUAUAAGUUGUAUCACAAUGUUAGUGUUCUCCUGUGGAUUGUUAUCACCAAGCAAACACUGUUUAAUUUCAGCAUCAUCAUACAUUCAAUAAACUGCUCCAGUGAUAAUGUGUUUGUAUGAAUUAAUUUGUGAUAGAAAACUACCAAUUCAAUUAUAAGUUGUAUCACAAUGUUGGUGUUCUCCUGUGGAUUGUUAUCAGGUCUGCAUUUUUAAAAAUUGAGGCUGUUUAGUUUACUAUUCAUUUUACAUUAUGUCCUGGUUUAUAUUGUGAUGUUUGGUUUUCUUCUGUCAAUUUUACAUUAUAUUGGUGCAAUUCAGAUUUUCAUGAAGGUGGUGGUGGGUGCAUUUAUAAUAAAGUAGCAACUAUAUCCUUAUCAUUUCUAUUCGGGGUAUUGAAGGCAGGGUGUGUUUUAGUGUCACUGCUGGAACACUGGUUUAUAUUAAGGUGGUGGUGGGUGUGCGUUUUCAUUUAUUAAUAAUUCCACGAUUGUUACAUUAGUUACUGGUGCAACUACAAUUUAUUUUUAAGCCUUUGAGUGUGUUUAAUUGUAUUUAGAGAGUACAUCUGUUGUGAUCUAAACAUUUCCCUAUCUAUGUAAUAUAUAUAUAAUUUGUAGCACGGUAGUGGGUGGAGUCAGGUAACAAACCUGGCUCCAAGUUAAUUUUGAGUAAUUGUUUGAGUUGAGUUAAUUGUUUUGUUAAUUAUUUUAUUGUUUUGGCAGUUGGCAAGGUUAAUUACAAAUUUGCAGGGAGCGAUCCAGGGCAGUGAAAGCAAUUGCAGCUUGAUAAUGAGGUGCUUGUGUAACUUGAGAUUGAAAAGAGCAGCUCGUGAUCAAGCUGUUUUGAGGUUUUGUGUUUGAGGGGUAUGGAUAGGAAAGGGGGUCCCUGACCGGGCUGCCCUCUGAUGAUGUGCCGUUUUGUUUUGUUCAUGUGUUUUUGUUUGCUGUCUGUUCUGUAUUUGAUUGCAUUAAACAUGCGCAUUAGCGCUUUGGA
This is a messenger RNA of Acipenser ruthenus (sterlet), 3554 nucleotides long. RefSeq names its product macrophage mannose receptor 1-like. Bases 324 to 2126 code for a protein of 600 amino acids. The transcript is spliced from 10 exons. The record is from RefSeq and is a predicted model, not a curated record. NCBI's taxonomy places the organism in Eukaryota, Metazoa, Chordata, Actinopteri, Acipenseriformes, Acipenseridae.